Molecule: messenger RNA, 887 nt
Organism: Dioscorea cayenensis subsp. rotundata (Guinea yam)
Lineage: Eukaryota; Viridiplantae; Streptophyta; Magnoliopsida; Dioscoreales; Dioscoreaceae
Exons: 4
Coding region: 63-716 (217 amino acids)
Source: RefSeq, a predicted model, not a curated record
AACUUAGGGAAAAUAUUAUUAUUCAAGUGAGAUAUCAGAGAAGAAGCAAGAGAGUUGCACUUAUGGCCCUUCUCUUGUCCUCCUUUUUUUUCUUUUGUUCUUGUUUUUUGUUUAAUGGUUCUUUAGCUCAGAUUAAAAUCCCUGCCAAGUUUGAUGGGUUUGCUUAUAAAGAUGUUGAUCUAAAGAUGGAGAAGAGUAUCAUGGUGGAAGCCUUCUUUGAUCCACUUUGUCCUGAUAGCAGAGAUGCUUGGCAUCCAUUGAAACAAGCCUUGGAUCAUUACUCUCAAGUUUAUCUCACAGUUCAUCCUUUCCCUCUUCCUUACCACAAUAAUGCAUUUGCUGCUUGCCAAUUACUCCAUAUUGCAAACAAGAUGAAUGCAUCCUCAACGUAUCCUUUGCUGGACUUGUUUUUCAAAUUUCAGGAUAACUACUACAAUGGCCCAACAUAUAACAUGUCAAAGUCCUCCAUCAUUAAUAAUAUGGCGAACCUUGCAGUAACAACAAUUGGGAAAGACAAACUCCCUGAAGUUCUUUCUGCUUUCAAGGAUGAUGAUAUUAAUACAGCAACAAGGAUUUCCUUUAAGUAUGGAUGCUCAAGAGGUGUGACUGGUACACCAUUCUUCUUUGUCAAUGGAUUUGCACUUCAAGAUUCUGGUGCAACCUUGAAUUACACAGAUUGGAGAAAUAUAAUUGAUCCACUUGUGGAGAAACAGUGAAAAUGUUUUUCAAAAUUUACAAAUGCUGCAUAUGAGCUUCCUUCCAUUGUGUUAACAAUGGCUUGGUAUAGAUGUUGGAUAAUAUAUUACAUCUAAAUAAUGUAUCAAAGAUGCUUAUCAUGGACAUUUUAUCAGAUAGGGAUAUAUAUCUGUUGUGCUUCCUUUCUUUAA